CGCCCUGGACGGCGCGGCAGGGACCGUGUACCUGGCGGCCGUCAACCGCCUCUAUCAGCUGUCGGGCGCCAACCUGAGCCUGGAGGCGGAGGCGGCCGUGGGCCCGGUGGCCGACAGCCCGUUGUGCCACGCCCCGCAGCUGCCGCAGGCCUCGUGCGAGCACCCACGGCGCCUCACCGACAACUACAACAAGAUCCUGCAACUGGACCCGGGCCAGGGCCUGGUGGUCGUGUGCGGCUCCAUUUACCAGGGCUUCUGCCAGCUGCGGCGCCGGGGCAACAUCUCCGCCGUGGCCGUGCACUUCCCGCCCGCCGUGCCGGCAGCCGAGCCCGUCACCGUCUUCCCUAGCAUGCUGAACGUGGCGGCCAACCACCCGAACGCGUCCACCGUGGGGCUGGUCCUGCCGCCGGCCGCCGGCGCGGGGGGCAGCCGCCUGCUCGUGGGCGCCACGUACACCGGCUACGGCAGCGCCUUCUUCCCGCGCAACCGCAGCCUGGAGGACCACCGCUUCGAGAACACGCCCGAGAUCGCCAUCCGCUCUCUGGACGCGCGCGGGGACUUGGCCAAGCUCUUCACCUUCGACCUCAACCCCUCCGACGACAACAUCCUCAAGAUCAAACAGGGGUACAAGGAGCAGCACAAGCUGGGCUUCGUACGCGCCUUUCUGCACCCGCCGAACCCGCAGCCCAGCGCGCCGUCCUACGCGUACCUGGCGCUGAACAGCGAGGCGCGCGCGGGCGACAAGGAGAGCCAGGCGCGGAGCCUCCUGGCGCGCAUCUGCCUGCCCCGCGGGGCCAGCGGCGACGUCAAGAAGCUCACCGAGUCCUACAUCCAACUGGGCUUGCAGUGCGCGGGCGGCGCGGGCCGCGGCGACCUCUACAGCCGCCUGGUCUCCGUUUUCCCGGCGCGCGAUCUGCUCUUCGCUGUCUUUGAGCGACCUCCGGGGGGCCCAGCGGCCCGUGCGGCCCCCGCGGCGCUCUGCGCCUUCCACUUCUCCAACGUGCAGGACGCUAUCCGCGCUGCACGCACUGCCUGCUUCGUGGAGCCGGCACCGGACGUGGUGGCAGUACUGGACAGCGUGGUGCAGGGCACCGGGCCGGCCUGUGAGCGCAAACGCAACAUCCAGGUCAACCUGAACGAGAGCAUGCAGGUGGUGAGCCGGCGGGUGGUGACGGUGGCCUACGGAGAGCCUGUGCACCCCAUCAUGCAGUUUGACCCCGCAGACCCUGGCUACCUCUAUCUGAUGACCUCCCACCAGAUGGCAAGGGUGAAGGUGGCCGCGUGCGACGUGCACUCCACCUGCGAGGAUUGUGUGGGUGCGGCUGAUGCCUACUGUGGCUGGUGCACCCUGGAGACUCGGUGCACUGUGCAGCAGGACUGCGCCAACUCCAGCCAGCCACACUUCUGGGCCAGUGCAAGCGAGGGCACCGGCCGCUGCCCCGCCAUGACUGUCCUGCCCUCGGAGAUCGACGUGGGCCGGGAGUACCCGGGCAUGAUCCUGCAGCUCUCAGGCAGCCUGCCAGACCUCAGUGGCAUGGAGAUGGCCUGUGACUAUGGGAACAACAUCCGAACGAAGGCCCGGGUGCCAGGCCCGGCCUUUAGCCACCAAAUCGCCUACUGCAACCUCCUCCCAAAGGACCAAUUCCCCGCCUUCCCACCAAACCACGACCACAUCAAGGUCGAGAUGUCUGUGAGGGUCAAUGGGCGGAACAUCGUCAGGACCAAUUUUACCAUCUACGACUGCAGCCGCAUUGGACACGUGUACCCCCACACUGCCUGUACCAGCUGUCUGUCAACACAGUGGCCCUGUUUCUGGUGCGCCCAGCAGCAUGUCUGUGCUUCCAACCAGUCUCAGUGUGAGGGCUCGCCGAAUCUCAUGAGCCCCUUGGACUGCCCUCAGACCCUGCCUUCUCCCCAAGCCCCCGUGUCCACAGGGGCCUCCCAGGAUUUCUUGGUACCUCUGGCCAAUGCCUCCUUCUUCCAAGGCACGGCCCUCGAGUGUAGCUUUGGGCCGGAGGAGAUCUUUGAGGCUGUCUGGGUGAAUGAGUCAACCGUACGCUGCAACCAGGUGGUGCUGCACACGACCCAGAAGAGCCAGGUUUUCCCACUCAACCUUCAGCUCAAGGGACAGCCAGCCCGAUUCCUGGACAGCUUGGACCCCAUGACAGUCGAGGUCUAUAACUGUGCCAUGGGCAGCCCUGACUGUUCCCAGUGCUUGGGCCGAGAAGACUUGGGCCACCUCUGUGUGUGGGGUGAUGGCUGCCGCCUACAGGGGCCCCUACAACCUCUGUCCGGUUCCUGCCCUGCCCCUGAGAUCCACACGAUUGAGCCCCUGAGUGGCCCCCUGGAUGGCGGGACCCUGCUGACCAUCCGUGGCAGGAACCUGGGCCGGCGGCUCAGGGAUGUGGCCCACGGCGUGUGGAUUGGUGGUGUGGCCUGUGAGCCGCUGGCCGACAGAUACACGGUGUCAGAGGAGAUUGUGUGUGCCACGGGGGCCGCCCCAGGACCCUUCUCAGACGGGGUGACAGUGAACGUCUCCAAGGAGGGCCGGUCACAUGAACGCUUCUCCUAUGUGCUGCCCCUGGUCCUCUCCCUGGAGCCUGCCAUGGGCCCCAAGGCAGGGGGCACCAGGAUCACCAUCCACGGGAGCCACCUGGACGUGGGCUCCGAGCUCCAGGUCCUGGUCAACGAGACAGAGCUCUGCACUGACCUCGUGCGCACAGCCGCCAGCAUCUCCUGCACUGCGCCCGGCGGGGCCCUGCCCGUCCUCGUGCCCGUGUGUGUGCGUUUCGAGCGCCGCGGCUGCGUGCGCAGCAACCUCACCUUCCGCUACAUGCAGAACCCCGUCAUCACCACCAUCAGUCCCCGCCGCAGCCUAGUCAGCGGCGGGAGGACCAUCACGGUGGCCGGCGAGCGGUUCUACAUGGUUCAGAAUGUGUCCAUGGUAGUGUCUCACAUCGGCCGCGAGCCCACGCUCUGCAAGGUUCUCAACUCCACCCUCAUCACCUGCCCGUCCCCGGGGGCCCUGAGGAACGCGUCCGCCCAGGUGGACUUCUUCAUCAAUGGGCGCGUAUACGCAGACGAGGCGGCCAUGGCCGAGGAGCUGCUGGACCCUGAGGAGGCCCAGCGCGGCGGCAGGUUCCACCUGGACUACCUGCCUGACCCACAGUUCUCUACUGCCAAGAGGGAGAAAUGGAUCAAACACCACCCUGGGGAGCCUCUGACCCUGGUCAUCCACAAGGAGCAGGACGGCCUGGGCCUGGAGAGCCAUGAGUACCGGGUCAAGAUCGGCCAGGUGGCCUGCGACAUCCAGAUUAUCUCGGAUAGAGUGAUCCACUGCUCUGUCAACGAGUCCCUGGGUGCCACGGAGGGCCAGCUGCCCAUCACAAUCCAGGUGGGGAACUUCAAUCAGACCAUCGCCACCCUGCAGCUGGGGGGGAGUGAGACUGCCAUCAUCGUGUCUAUUGUCAUCUGCAGCGUCCUGCUGCUGCUGUCUGUGGUCGCCCUGUUUGUCUUCUGUACCAAGAGCCGCCGAGCUGAGCGCUACUGGCAGAAGACGCUGCUGCAGAUGGAGGAGAUGGAGUCUCAGAUCCGCGAGGAGAUCCGCAAAGGCUUUGCUGAGCUGCAGACGGACAUGACCGACCUGACCAAGGAGCUGAACCGCAGCCAGGGCAUCCCCUUUCUGGAGUACAAGCACUUUGUGACCCGCACCUUCUUCCCCAAGUGCUCCUCCCUUUACGAAGAGCGUUACGUGCUGCCUUCCCAGACCCUCAACUCCCAGGGCGGCUCCCCGGUGCAGGAGACCCACCCGCUGCUCGGAGAGUGGAAGAUCCCCGAGAGCUGCCGGCCCAACAUGGAGGAGGGGAUCAGCCUGUUCUCCUCGCUGCUCAACAACAAGCACUUCCUCAUCGUCUUCGUCCACGCGCUCGAGCAGCAGAAGGACUUCGCCGUGCGGGACAGGUGCAGCCUGGCCUCCCUGCUGACGGUGGCGCUGCACGGCAAGCUGGAGUACUACACCAGCAUCAUGAAGGAGCUGCUGGUGGACCUCAUCGAUGCCUCGGCUGCCAAGAACCCCAAGCUGAUGCUGCGGCGCACCGAGUCCGUGGUGGAGAAAAUGCUCACCAAUUGGAUGUCCAUCUGCAUGUACAGCUGCCUGCGGGAGACCGUGGGGGAGCCGUUCUUCCUGCUGCUCUGCGCCAUCAAGCAGCAGAUCAACAAGGGCUCCAUCGACGCCAUCACAGGCAAGGCCCGCUACACGCUCAACGAGGAGUGGCUGCUCCGGGAGAACAUAGAGGCCAAGCCCCGGAACCUGAACGUGUCCUUCCAGGGCUGCGGCAUGGACUCCCUGAGCGUGCGGGCCAUGGACACAGACACGCUGACGCAGGUGAAGGAGAAGAGUCUGGAGGCCUUCUGCAAGAACGUGCCCUAUUCACAGUGGCCACGUGCCGAGGACGUGGACCUCGAGUGGUUUGCCUCCAGCACACAGAGCUACGUCCUGCGAGACCUGGACGACACUUCGGUGGUGGAGGACGGCCGCAAGAAGCUCAAUACACUGGCCCACUACAAGAUCCCUGAAGGAGCCUCCCUGGCCAUGAGCCUCACAGACAAGAAGGACAACACCCUGGGCCGAGUGAAAGACUUGGACACAGAGAAGUAUUUCCAUUUGGUGCUGCCCACGGACGAGCUGGCUGAGCCCAGGAAGUCGAAUCGCCAGAGCCACCGCAAGAAGGUGCUGCCCGAGAUCUACCUGACCCGCCUGCUGUCCACCAAGGGUACACUGCAGAAGUUCCUGGACGACCUGUUCAAGGCCAUUCUGAGCAUCCGCGAGGACAAGCCUCCACUGGCCGUCAAGUACUUCUUUGACUUCCUAGAGGAGCAGGCUGAGAAGAGGGGCAUCUCGGACCCAGACACAUUGCACAUCUGGAAGACCAACAGCCUUCCUCUNCGCUUCUGGGUGAAUAUCCUGAAGAACCCCCAGUUCGUCUUUGACAUUGACAAGACGGACCACAUCGAUGCCUGCCUCUCAGUCAUCGCUCAGGCCUUCAUCGACGCCUGCUCCGUCUCUGACCUGCAGCUGGGCAAGGACUCCCCCACCAACAAGCUCCUCUACGCCAAGGAGAUUCCCGAGUACCGGAGGAUUGUGCAGCGCUACUACAAGCAGAUCCACGACAUGACGCCGCUCAGCGAGCAGGAGAUGAACGCGCACUUGGCCGAGGAGUCUCGGAAAUACCAGAACGAGUUCAACACCAACGUGGCCAUGGCAGCCAUCUAUAAGUACGCCAAGAAGUACCGCCCCCAGAUCAUGACGGCCCUGGAGGCGAACCCAGCAGCAAGGAGGACGCAGCUGCAGCACAAGUUUGAACAGGUGGUGGCAUUGAUGGAGGACAACAUCUACGAGUGUUACAGUGAGGCCUGAGAGGCAGCUGGACACGGGAGAGGCGCUGCCCGGACCCUCCACUCACCAAGCCCUCGGCCGUCUUUACUUCCUGGGGCCGGCUCAGGCUGGGUGGGACAUGACUGAGAGGAUAUGCCUGGGAUGGAAGGACCUCUGCGCCAGGUCGCUUGGGCACCUCUCUCCCCUCUUGCCUGUCCCUAGACCUAGUCUCUGGGUGAAGGCCUUGAAUGACAGCAGUCCCUGGCCAGGGCCCUUCCACCAGGUGCAGCUUCAACUCCCUAUCCUCUUGUUCCCACAGGGGGGAGGGGGCCACAUACUGAGAAAGCCCUACCCUUCGGCCAUCCAGUGCUCAAGGGCAGAGCAGGCCGCUGGGGUCCAGGCCACCCACUAGAAACACUACCUCAUGCAAACUGGCGUCGGGGAGGGCUCCUGGAACCUGUUCCAGUUGGUCUCUGCUUCCUUCCCCCUUGCAAACACACCAAGUUUGGGUCUUCAAGUGCCCCGAAGGCUGCCCCUGGGCUGGGCGUGGAGGUGGAAACAAAAGCACUGGGAGUCUCCCGGAGGAGGGAGGGGCCGCAGGAGAGGGGACAGGUGCUAGGAGCCCCUGGUCUUGAGGUGGGGAGAGCAGUUAGACGCAUCAAGGCUGUAGCUGGGCUACUUGAACUUGCUGGAAGUGUUUCUAAAGAUAGCACCACUUUUUGUUUUGUUUUUUUAAAAAAAAGCUUUUAUAUAUUAAAGAACGUAUCUUGCGCCAA
Messenger RNA from Echinops telfairi (small Madagascar hedgehog), 6150 nucleotides. RefSeq names its product plexin D1 (gene PLXND1). The transcript has 36 exons. Gene Ontology annotation, cellular component: semaphorin receptor complex. Gene Ontology annotation, molecular function: protein binding; semaphorin receptor activity. Gene Ontology annotation, biological process: regulation of cell migration; regulation of cell shape; endothelial cell migration. Bases 350 to 5416 code for a protein of 1688 amino acids. Lineage: Eukaryota; Metazoa; Chordata; Mammalia; Afrosoricida; Tenrecidae. The record is from RefSeq and is a predicted model, not a curated record.